UUUGUGUGUGUGUGCGUGUAGGAAAAUGAGCGCGUCUGCCUGUAGGCUAUUUAAGUGCACGACUUAAGGUGUGUGUGUGUGUGUGUGUGUGUGUGUGUGUGUGUGUGUGUGUGUGUGUGUGUGUGCAGGUCUGAAAGAGAGAAAGUGUGUGUGUUUGCGCGUGAGAGAGAGUGGUUUAAAAAAGGGGGUGUGUUUAUGGGAAAUAGAGAUUCUGUGUGUGUGUGUGUGUGUGUGUGUGUGUGUGUGUGUGUGUGUGUGUGUGUGUGUGUGUGUUUACACAGACGGGAAUACUGCGCCAAAGGAAGUGCGCCGGUUCUCCGUCUGCGCGUCCCGACUUCCUGCUCUGAGGAGAGAGAAAAGCUGCGGAUCCGCUUUCAGACAGCAGCAGCAGCAGCAUGGAACCUCAACACAACACACUCACCCCGUUUUAAGACAGAAACACACACACACAUCACGCGGGGCAGACGGACAGAGGAGCAGCGGCCAUCCACAGCAGGAGGGAAGGCCUUCUCCAGGAAGACGCCCCUGAAGCUGAAUGACAGGAAGUCCUCGUUAAGACAGACAGACAGCACUACAGUUCUUCCAUCAAUUAACACACACACCCUUGCAGGAAAAGGGAAGCGAGGAUACUCGUUUGUGUGUGCGUUUGUGGUGAUCGCCUGUGUCUCUGGUGUCAUCCCGUCAUGGAGAGUUCCAUCACACUCUGGCAGUUCCUGCUGCAGCUGCUGCUCGACCAAAACCACAAACAUCUCAUCUGCUGGACGUCCAAUGAUGGCGAGUUUAAGCUGCUUAAAUCUGAGGAAGUGGCCAAGCUGUGGGGGCUGCGCAAGAACAAAACCAACAUGAACUAUGACAAAUUGAGCAGAGCCCUGCGCUACUACUAUGACAAAAACAUCAUCAAGAAGGUGAUUGGCCAGAAGUUUGUCUACAAGUUUGUGUCGUUUCCUGAGAUUCUGAAGAUGGACCCUGCGAUGGUGGAGUCUGGCCGCAACAGCGAGGAAAGUGGGGGUGUGACGUCAGAGCCUGAACCUGAAGACGAGGAUGGGGGUGGGAGAAACCAAUACCUCCACUCCGGCCUGUACUCCUCCUUCACUGUCAGCUCCCUGCAACACUCCCUAGAACCACCCCAGCCGAUCAAGAUGGAGCCCAGAUCUGAUCGCCAUGACGACAGCUCCUCUGUCAUCCGAUUCAUAACCAACCGCGGCCACUCCUCCCUACCAUCCACCCCACCCCCAUCCUCGAAUGAGACCUUCCAUUCCUCCAGGCCAUCUUCUCAGCAGGCCUGCUCUUCCUCGUGCUCCUCCUCCCCGCCACAAAGCCCCGCCCACACACUGUGGAGGGGGCGGAGCCAGAGCACAGAGACUGGCGAGUUAGAGCAAAGCGCUCAACCUCUAAACCUGUCAUCUGGUCAGAGGGAGAGAGUGAGGUCAAAGAGCACGACGACGCCAGAGAGGAGGGGAUUGGCCAACAGUGUGCCUUUGAAAAGCAGGAAACCCAAAGGUUUGGAAAUCUCUGCCUCCUCUCUCCUCCUGACAGGAAGUGACCUCGUCUCCAUUGCUCUCAACAGCCCGGCGCUGCCUUCAGGGUCCCUGACCCCUGCGUUCCUCACCGCACAGACUCCGUCUGGUCUGCUGCUCACUCCCAGUCCUCUGCUCUCCAAUAUCCAAUUCUGGUCCAGCCUGAGUCCAGUGGGACCCCUCAGCCCUGCCCGGCUGCAGAGCCACGCCCCCCUCUUUCAGUUCCCCACACUGCUGAAUGGACCCAUCCCUGUGCCUUUACCCAUGGUGGACGCUCCCUCUCCUCUCCUGCUCUCCUCCAGCUCCCACAAGUCCUGAUACCAGCUCGACCUCCAAGAGCGAACUGGGCCAAACCAGGCCGAGCUAGGCCACAUCAGCACAGAUAAGGACCAAGCCAAUCAGCCUUAAACUCUGAUGAUGAACCACACAGAAGUCUGACUUUCUUGGAGUGAAAUUACACUUUCAUCUGAAACCUGUUCCUUUGCAUUUAUCAUAUGAAGAAACAGGAGCUUCACUUUGAAGCAUUGCUCUCUGAGUAGAGCAUUUGCAUUAGACAUUUCAUUGUGUGUUCACUAAAGGUCAACUGCUCAUGUUCUUUAUAUCUGUGUUUGGUGUUUUCUUAUUUUCAGGAUGUAAAAUCAGUCACAUUUCUCAUUUCAGUUUAAAUCUCAUCUCAUUCCAUUGAUACAGACUGGUUGCCAUUUCAUGAAUGUUAUUUCUACCCCCCACUGCCCUGACUAAUGUCAAUAUCCACACCACUGACUCAAACAAUGUAGAUCUUGGGAAGUCCUUGUCUAUAAUUAUGAUAGAUAAGAUAACAAGACCUUGCUGAGCCAAAAGGCUUUAUAUUUGUAAUCUAGAAGAUAUUUCACUUAAUAGACUUAAGUACAGCUUCUAAAUAAAUAAAUCUUCUUCAUGCUUACAUACAAAUGAAGGAAAUAUACUUAUUUGCUCUCUUACAGAGAGUUGGUGUUAGAUGAGAAGAUUGAUAUCACUCUCUUGUCUGUAAGCUUAAUAGAAGUUGCAGCCACGGGACAAUUAGCUUAUCUUAGCAUAAAGACUGGAAAUGGAGAAACAGCUUGCCUUGCUCUGUCUGAUGGGGACAAAAUCUAAAAACUAGCAACUAAAAUCUCAAUAAUGAACACAUUAUCUGUGUGAAAACUGAAGUGUAAAAACGACAAUUUGUAGUUAUACAAAAACUCUGUAAAUCCACAUUGUCUAGUAUUUACACUUUGUUUUUUGAAUGGAAUACACAACAAUAUAAUGUUUUUUAGUGUCUAAUAACAGUUUCAAAACAGUUUCUGACUAUGACUUUCCACAUUGUUCUGUGUAACAAACCAUCUGGCGUACUCAGGAUACCAAGCUGCUGGCUGUAACUUCAUAUUUGACUCACAAAAAUAAAGUGGUAUCAAUCUUCUCAUCUUAGUCUCUGCAAGAAAAUGUACAAAAUGUACAAAUGUGAACAAUUUAUUGUGAGAUCAUUGGCUGCGUUUCAUUAAUCAACCCAAUUGUGUAAUUUGGUUGAUGGGAAAUGUAUGAUGAGGGACACAUGGCUCUCUCAGGAUAAUAUUUAGAUUUUUUAAAAUAGUUGAUAUACAUUAUUAAAGAACUAGAUUGUUUGAGCGAGCAGUGUGGCCAUGUGAGGUGAAUCUUUCAUUGACUCCUAGCAGAGCACCUGCUAGCCAGCACGCUAAAAUUAUGCAUAAGUCUUCAUUUUGUCCCAUUUUGCUUUUACUGUGAAUGUUUUUUUAAAAUCUCUGUAUAGUUUCAUGCUUUUUUUUUUAAUGCACUGUACCUUUAAGCCUUGUACCAGCUGUGCCUUCAAUAAGACUUGUGUAAAUGUAUUAAGCUUUAAAGUCAGUUUUAAUAGACAUUCCAGGUCAAAAUUGCACAAAAGUUUUUUUUGUAAAAUGGUUCCUGGUUAUUUUUAUAGAGAUAUUAAUGGAAAUGUAUUCUCAGUGAUUGCUUGUGUUUUGCUGUUUUGUUGAAAGAACCGUUACUGUUUUUUGGAAUAAAAUGAAUUACUUUUCAGAA
This is a messenger RNA of Dicentrarchus labrax (European seabass), 3551 nucleotides long. RefSeq names its product ETS transcription factor ELK3 (gene elk3). Lineage: Eukaryota; Metazoa; Chordata; Actinopteri; Moronidae. Gene Ontology annotation, biological process: cell differentiation; regulation of transcription by RNA polymerase II. Gene Ontology annotation, cellular component: nucleus. The record is from RefSeq and is a predicted model, not a curated record. The transcript is spliced from 6 exons. Bases 684 to 1835 code for a protein of 383 amino acids. Gene Ontology annotation, molecular function: sequence-specific DNA binding; DNA-binding transcription factor activity, RNA polymerase II-specific.